This is a messenger RNA of Solea senegalensis (Senegalese sole), 1940 nucleotides long. It is a transcript of the gene tmem167b, whose product is annotated as transmembrane protein 167B. NCBI's taxonomy places the organism in Eukaryota, Metazoa, Chordata, Actinopteri, Pleuronectiformes, Soleidae. The record is from RefSeq and is a predicted model, not a curated record. The transcript is spliced from 3 exons. Bases 141 to 365 code for a protein of 74 amino acids.
AGAAUGUACGCCUGUGAAAGCGGAACUGUCAACUGACAGAUUGUGGGUUGCAUCGUUUCUCUACUUUAUACGCCAUGAUGGACUUUUAAGUUAAAGAAACCCGGGUCAUAUAACAUCGUCGAAGAGAGAAAGCUGCGAACAUGACCAAUGUGUACUCUUUCGAUGGCAUCCUGGUGUUUGGCCUGCUGUUCAUAUGCACGUGUGCCUACCUCAAAAAGGUGCCUCGCCUCAACAGCUGGCUGCUGUCAGAGAAGAAAGGAGUCUGGGGCGUCUUCUAUAAAGCUGCAGUAAUUGGGACGCGGCUUCACAUUGCCGUGGCGAUUUCCUGUGUUGUUAUGGGUUUCUACGUCGUCUUCCUGAAAUGACCAAGGCAGACUGGACUUCAAAGGACUGUACGGGUGCAGGAUGGGGAUGAACUCAUCAUUACAUCAGUGGUCAUGUGAAUAUCCGUGAUGCAGAGACUCUUCCAGGAUUAAAUGACUGAUGAAACCUCAUUUCCCUGUGGACCCAUGUGGAAUAACAGCCAGGGCUGCCCCCUUCUGGUGACUGGGUACAUAACUCCCUUUCUUUAAUAAUGUACAGUAUGUGCACUACAGACAUGAAGGGUAUCCGGUGAUGAUAGAGAAGAGAACCUGUUUGGUCACAUGGUAUCAUUCUGUUGUCGGGUAACAUUGUUGUCUCUAUCCACACCCCAUGAUUAUUUAUACUGAAGGAUGCUGAAUAGAAUUGCAGUGUAUGCAUAGUACUGUGUACCUGUACAUAACCUGAAAUGUAUCUAGCUGUAUAUAUUUGGAAGAGGUGUGACCAAUAACCAGAUAUCCAACAGAAAAUCACCAAUCUCUUCUAGCACCCACUUUUAUUGUGUGUCACAUCUUGUGUCAAAGGUGGAGGGUUACCACAAACAGAGCUAAUAUAUAAAGAUGUUCUUGUAUACACUAUAUUUCACUGUUUAGGAGUUAUUAACUUUUCUUAACAGUGCUGUGUAAUGGCAUCUCCUACCUUUUUUGGGUUUGAAAUACACAUUUUUUCACUGGUGUGUUUUGUACUUAUGUCAAAUUCUAAAAAGAUUAUGAAAGUCAUAAAUUAAUUCAUUAGGGCUGGGUCAUACCUGGCGCAGUCCGCGGAGAGCGGCUUUGCAUUUCCAUUCAGUCUGGUGCCCCACAUGUGUUUACUCGAGCCUUAUUCACACAGAAACUGAACUUUUUUUUCAUUCUUAAAGUUAGCCGUCACAAAAUCCCCAAAACAACUUUAAACACUGUAGCAUAUAUGCCAGGCCUGUAUGUGGUGCUGUAAUGCCACAGAAAUACACUAAACACAGGAAGAUGAAGGCAACAAUGAUGGCGAUAGCGACAGCAAAUUCAAGAUUAAGAGGAAGGCGUCUCUAAAUCUCACGUUCCAUUCCAGUAGCGGCAAUUUCUCACCAGGAAAUCACCCACAUUCGUGUUUCCUCGUGUUCAAUGAGCACUGAGUACUGGCGGACUUCCUUUUAUAACCUCAAGCAUGUCUUCUUUGAAAUCUCUUUUGACUGACUGAAACAAGUUAGUACCACCAACUUGACUUGAAAGGUUUGAGCUACACAGUGCGUAAACUGGAGGUGUGCAUAUACGUGUCCAUGUAUAGAACAAAUCAGGUUUGUGGUACAGACUGGAUUUUUCAGUAUACACUGUCCAAAGUGGACAUACGAUCCCCUCAUGGACAUCUGCACACAUGCGGACACGUAAAGUAUGACCUGAGACAAGAGAAGAGUAAAUAGGUAUAUUUCAACAUGUGAAAACUGGACAACUGUAUCUGACAUGUUUGAAGAUGUAAAUGCUAUAAAAGAGAUGAUGCUUCUCUACUGUUACUGUGUUUAAUUCUGCCACCUUACUUUUUUUUAUAUAUAUAUUUGUUUUGGAAGGGUUAGGGGUGCAAUGCAAUUUUGAGUAAACUGAUCAAACAGG